Molecule: messenger RNA, 1224 nt
Organism: Ilex paraguariensis (yerba mate)
Lineage: Eukaryota; Viridiplantae; Streptophyta; Magnoliopsida; Aquifoliales; Aquifoliaceae
Source: the annotation of a GenBank genome assembly
AUGUCAACAGGAAACUUGGGGAACUUGCCUCUAAUCAUCAUCCCAGCAAUUUGUAGAGAAGAAGCUAGUCCAUUUGGAGCACCUGAUAUUUGCCAUGCAUAUGGAAUGUCUUAUGCUUCACUUUCUAUGGCGGUAGGAGCAAUUUUUUUGUGGUCUUAUGUUUACAACAUUGUGCGGGUGUCCUCAACUAAGGUCCCUGAAAGUAUUGGCCCAGAUGAUUCCACUAUCAGUAUGAAGUCUACUGAAGCAACAUCAGAACCUCUCUUAGGAAACCACACCAAAUUGCAACAUCAGAAUCUCUCUGUGGACCAUGCAAAUGAGUUUUUGCUGCCCAGUAAAGGAAAAUUAAAGGUUUUGGAUCAGAUAAAACAAAAUUUAGGGAAGUUUUCAAGAAAGAUUAAUCUGAAUGCGCUAUUUGCACCUUCAACUAUUGGAGCGCUUGCUGGGUUUGUCAUUGGAUUAGUUCCCCUAUUCCGAAAGUUAAUUAUUGGUGGUACUGCUCCUCUUCGCGUGGUCCAAGAUUCUGCUUCCUUGCUGGGGGAUGCAGCAAUUCCAACUGUCACACUGAUAGUGGGAGCCAACCUUCUAAAAGGUCUAAAAGGGUCAGGAAUUCAGCUGUCUCUAAUUGUUGGAAUAAUCGCAGUUCGGUAUAUUUUCCUGCCUCUGUUGGGUAUUAUUAUUGUUAAAGGGGCAAUUCAUUUUGGCCUGGUGCAAGCAGAUCCGUUAUAUCAGUUUGUUCUUCUUUUACAAUUUGCUCUUCCACCAGCAAUGAAUAUAGGAACAAUGACUCAAUUGUUUGGAGCUGGCGAGACUGAAUGUUCUGUUAUUUUACUGUGGACAUACACCUUGGCAUCAGUUGCAAUGACUCUUUGGUCAACCUUCUUCAUGUUGCAUUCAAAAGUGUUUAGGGGUGUUCAUGAUCCCGGACAAGCACACAACCUGGCAAAUUUUUCGGACGGUGCCGGAUCGGCUAGUGUUGGGCCAAGCCCAAGCCGUGAAGUCGGCUGGCCGGGUAUCAGGCCAGUCCCUGGGUUGGAGGUAGUGUUGUGGCUUGUGCCACGACUCCUCGGGCUUGAGAUAGGGGGUUAUGGCGGAGCGAGUGACGACAAGGUGACUGCUGGAUUUAAAUGGGGCUUGUGUUUGCUCGAACCAUCAAGUGAUGGGGUAGAGGUUGAUUCUCGAGGGGGGUUCAUUAGGGUUGAAAUGAACGUAGUAGGUUUGUAA